Molecule: messenger RNA, 3296 nt
Organism: Anneissia japonica
Lineage: Eukaryota; Metazoa; Echinodermata; Crinoidea; Comatulida; Comatulidae
Product: transient receptor potential cation channel subfamily M member 7-like
Exons: 14
Coding region: 124-2319 (731 amino acids)
Biological process (GO): monoatomic cation transmembrane transport
Cellular component (GO): membrane
Molecular function (GO): monoatomic cation channel activity
Source: RefSeq, a predicted model, not a curated record
AUAGUUGAAGCCCAGCCGAGAGAAAAGCUGUUAAUAGCUCUAGUCUGGAACGAGUCAGAUGCGGUCCGAAACACACUAUUCAAACACAAUACGAACUAUAAGAAAAAUGACCUUUAUCAUACCAUGUUGAUGGCUUUGGAGCGAGGAAACGUGGACUUCGUCAAGCUUCUUGUGGAAAACGGAGUCUCAGUGAAGCAAUUUCUAACCACUGAGCGCCUAGAGUACCUCUACAAUUCGUGUUCAGAGAAAACGACACCGACAUUUAAAGAUCUGCUUAGACUUUCGAUUUCACUGUCAGUUGAGGGGAAGAUCAAGUCUAUAAAGCUACGUCACGUAGACAGCGUCAUCAAAUUCUUGAUGGGCGGAGAGUUCGACAGUCGAUACGGACGCUGUGCGUCAGAGGACUCAGAAAUACUACCUCACGCUUUCUCAGAACUCUUUCUGAUGGCUGUUCUCUGUAAGCAGUUUAGACUAGCAGAGUACUUUUGGCAGCAAGGCACGCACCCCAUCAUAAAAGCUCUUGUGGGAAUGAAGAUAUAUUCUAAGCUUGCUGAAAUUGCACAUGGUCAGUUAGAUAUAGAGACAGCUGCUCUUCUGAAGUCCGAAUCAGAAAAAUAUAGUGGCUAUGCAUAUGACCUACUCGAUAUUUGCUAUGACAUGAACGAGAAGCAAGCAAAGAAAAUUACAGUUCGGCGCCAUAGCAACUGGAGUCGAUAUUCCUGCCUCUCGCUGGCCGUUCGAGCGUCACAUAUGAAAUUCGUUGCACAUCAGUGUUGCCAAGCACACAUGAACGACAUCUGGGUUGGCAAACUAUUAACCAGAAAAGCAUAUAAAGUGCUUUUAUGCUGUAUAUUUCCACCAUUUUUAUUUGGAAUUAAAUACAAAUCACGCAAAGAGAUAUCGUCAGGUGAAAAUGAAGAGAGCCACUUCGCCAAUAAAAACGAAAAGAAAUCAAAGAAACACAUCUUCAAAGAAGGAAUAAAAAAAGUUAACUAUUUCUACACCGCUCCAAUUGUCAAAUUCUGGCUAAAUGUGGCAUCGUACAUGCUAUUUUUGCUGGCAUUCAGUGCUUUAGUUUUGACGAAGCUACACGCCGUCCCGUCAAUUUAUGAGUUCUUUGUGAUUAUGUACAUUAUCAGUUUGACGAUUGAAGAAUUUCGACAGAUGUUUUCAGAAAAAUUUCGUCAAUGGAUAAAUGAUUUCUGGAAUAUUUUGGAUUUUGUGGCAAUUGUUUGUUUUGUUAUUGGUUUUACUUUACGUUUGGCAGACAAUACGCGAAGUACAGCUAAGGUAUUCUAUUCAGUAGACGUGUGCUUGUGGUACAUUCGACUUCUGGAUUUAUUCAGUGUCAGUAGUUACCUCGGGCCAUAUGUAACGAUGAUCGGCAAAAUGAUGUUCGACACGCUUCGCUUCCUUUGCAUCAUGGGCAUUUUUACUAUGGCCUACGGUGUUGCUACUCAGGGAAUUCUGAAGCCAGACGAACCUGAAAUCACAUUCGACGUAUUGAAGGCAGUCGUCUACAUUCCUUAUUGGCAGAUCUAUGGAGAGUUAUUCCUCGAAUCUACGUAUUGUGGAGGAGAAGACGAAGAUCCGUGUGUGACGGGUAGCGCCAUUCCCCCAUUAAUGACGGCGGUCUACCUCUUGAUCGCUAACAUCCUUCUCUUGAACAUGUUAAUAGCAAUUUUUAAUAAUACCUUUACCGAGUAUCAAGAGAACGCGGAGGUGAUCUGGAAGUUUGAGAGACAUCGUUUGGUGACAGAAUACAUGAAACGACCAGUGCUUGUUCCCCCGUUCAUGAUUUUUGCUCACAUGUGGCGGCUUUUUAAAUGGACCGAACAGAAACGUAAGAAAAUUGUGCCGAAAAUCUUCAACAAAGAAGAAGAAGAAGAAGUGGCUGACGAAUCUAUAACUCUUCUUGAUCGCUGGGAAGAAGAAAUGAUCAAAGUUUAUGUCAACAAAGAAACUAUAAGGAAGGAGCAGUCAGUCGAACAUGUAAUAGGAGAACUUAGUGAAAGGAUGCUAACAAUAUCUGUUCGUCUGGGAGAAAUGGAUCGUCGCCUGCAGCAACUCGACGAGAUAGACACUAAACUUGACAGUCAGAUACGAGACACGAACGCGGAUGAAAACAACAUCAGUGAACAUAUGAAUGCGUUAGAAAUUAAAAUGGAUACAUUACUCGAAGAAUCAGGAAAACAGAAAGAGAAGCUUGUAAAUGUACAAUGGGCGAUGAUUAAAUUGAAGAGGAGUUUUAACACCAAACCUGUUAAUACUCGAAGGAAGUCAACAGGUGCUGAACGUUUGCCAUCUGGUGACGUGUGAGAGAUGGACAAAAGAGCGUGGUCCAAAUUUGAGACUUAUAAAAAUUGUUACCAUUACAUGAAAGUCGUUACAAUUACAUCAGCAUGUUACAUAGUUUGACCAUGCAACAAUUUACAGUGAUAACUGUAACAACAUUUGACAUGGUUCACACUAAACACUUUAUAAACAUUGACGCAAGUAACGCACCUGAUGUGUACACACACGUCUAUGAGAGACACAUAAAUCGUAAAGUAAAUACUUUAGAUAUUUUUGUACAUUUUUAAAAUAAAUUACUCUCCUCAACACUAAUUUUGUAGAAGUAAAGUGAGGAGAAUUUCCCCUUAUCCCGCCUACCUCUCGUAUGAGUUUCGGUUAUUCGAGGAGCUAAAUGACCAGACUCUACCAAUAAAACCAACCGGGUGUUCAGCACAGGAAGCAGGACCAAUACCGUACAAGGAUAGGUCAAACAAAUUGCAAACAUUGUUUUUUCUUUUUUAAUCAAAUAGAUUAUGACGAGGGGAGGAAUUCUACAAAUCGUCGGAAACAUGUGAAUUUAAGUUGUGUACAACAUACAUAUGUCUCUGUUUGUUCUAAUGUAACUUUUACUCCAAAAUUGACUAAACCCUAUUUGCAGAUGCUAUGUAUAUCUCUAUGACUAAUUAUUAUUAUUUGUUUGGAAGUUAUGUAAGGACCGGUCUGGUAAUUUAAGAAAAAUCGAUUACAAAAGAAUACAGCGUAUAAUCAGGCUGGAAAAAACAUCUAGGCCUACAACAAAACAGACACCUAGAUGAUAUCUGUGAGAUUAAAAUUAUUGAUAAAUUAAAGAGUAUUUUAACAGAUAGUUGCCACCCACAAAAUGCAUCUUUUUACUUGGCUACCCUUAGGUGAAAGGUUAAAAUCACAAACCUAUAGAACAAAUAGAUAUCUCCUCAACUCGUUCGUACCACUAUUAGAAUUCUUAAUUAAAAUAUCAAAUAAAUGUUAGGGCCUAAUUAUAA